UCCAGGGCAUGAUCCUUGAGGAGGGACAAGCCAGUUCUGGCAAUUCUGGAAUCAUGGCUCAUAGUGAGGUCAUGUUCAGGGAUGUGACUGUGGACUUCUCUCAGGAAGAGUGGGAGUGCCUGAAUUCCUCCGAGAGGGAUCUGUACAAAGAUGUGAUGCUCGAGAACUACAGCCACCUGGUGUCACUGGGACAUUCCAUUUCUAAGCCAGAUGUGAUCACCCUGUUGGAACAAGGGAAAGAGCCCUGGAUGAUUGUGAGGGAUGAGAAGAGAAGGUGGAGCCAAGAGCUGGAAUCCAGAUAUAGCAGUAAAGUGUUAUUUCAAGAAAAGAAUACUUACGGAAUUAAUUUAUCUCCGUGGGAAAUAAUGGAAAGAAUGAAAAGGUAUGGCCUUGAAGAUUCCUUUUUGUGUAAAGAGUUUGGAUAUAAAACGUCUGAAGAACAGGAGAGUUCAAACAGGGCGUGUUUCAGACAAGGGACAAAAUCCGCCCCUGGAAAAAGACCUAUGCACAGAAAACGCUCAUCUGUCGGUCUCUACAGUGCGCGCACCUCAGCCGCCACCAGAGGACCCACGCGUCCGACAGGCUCUAUGAAUGUAAGAAAUGCACCGAGGUCUUCCCGUGCAGCUCGGACCUCCGGGGACAUCAGAGAAGCCACACUGGCGAGAAGCCCUAUGCAUGUGAAGAGUGUGGGAAGGCCUUCCGAGAUCCACACCGGGGAGAAGCCUUACGAGUGUAAGGAGUGCCAGAAGUUCUUCCGCCGUUACUCGGAGCUCAUUUCCCACCAAGGCAUCCACGUUGGGGAUAAGCCCUACGACUGCCAGGACUGUGGCAAGGCCUUCAGGCUGUCCUCGCAGCUGACUCAGCACCAGAGCAUCCACGUCGGUGAGAAGCCCUACAAAUGCCUGGAAUGUGAGAAGACUUUAGUGUACGGAGUGUGA
This is a messenger RNA of Cricetulus griseus (Chinese hamster), 938 nucleotides long. NCBI's taxonomy places the organism in Eukaryota, Metazoa, Chordata, Mammalia, Rodentia, Cricetidae. The record is from RefSeq and is a predicted model, not a curated record.